GUCUGCUAUGCGUUGUGAUACCCUGUUUAUGUGUUCAGCGUUGCGCGCACUAAACGCGCGUGCUUCUUGCAUGUUGUAGGUACAUAUGACAACGACACUGGACACGCGUUUCUUGAAAAGGGCAGGAGACACAUUGGAGGUGGAAGUGGUGUGAAAGAGGAGGGACUUGAUACUGCAGUUUGUGCUUCACUGUGGAAACCGAAGGGCGAACGCGCUCGGCUCUGCCGGACGAACCGCUGAGCCUCGGAACUGGCGCGCGUAUCCAGUUUGCGCUGACAUUACCGUCACACGUUAAACUCCCGCAACUGUACUCACCGCCGACAGCGGACGUUCAGUAAACCCGGUGAAGCCUAGAAGUUGUCCAUUUCUUUCCAAGCGCCACUCUUCUAUGCGAGGAUGUGAAUUUCCACAGGAGGUUUUGACCCACGCGCUCCUCACAGAAAUGGGUCGUUGCGCAUCUACGGGUACAUGAGUUCCACCGGCCAGAUGCCUGAGAUGGAAGAAGUAGAUACCAAUGAGAGCAACGGGUUGGCGAAGAGGAUUGCUCUCAUCAGCUUCUUGUCACUGGUCAUGCUCAUGAGCGUCCUGGGCAACCUGCUGGUUAUGGUGGCCGUCUGCAAGGACCGGCAGCUCAGGAAAAUCAAAACCAACUACUUCAUCGUCUCGCUGGCGUUUGCUGACCUGCUGGUGUCAGUGCUGGUGAUGCCGUUUGGUGCCAUAGAAUUAAUCCAUCAGAACUGGAUCUACGGUGAGACCUUCUGCCUGGUCCGCACCUCUCUGGACGUGCUGCUGACCACUGCCUCCAUCUUACACCUGUGCUGCAUAUCCCUCGACAGGUACUAUGCCAUCUGUUGCCAGCCGCUGGUCUACAGCAAUAAGAUGACACCGCUGAGAGUGGCUCUAAUGAUCGGAGGGUGCUGGAUAAUCCCAACCGUUAUUUCUUUCCUACCCAUAAUGCAAGGCUGGAAUAGUAUUGGAAUAGAUGAUUUGAUAGAGAAGCGGAAGUUCUCUGGCAACUCCACAGUGUGUGUGUUUAUGGUGAACAAGCCAUAUGCGCUGACCUGCUCAGUCGUGGCCUUCUACGUACCGCUGAUCCUGAUGGUGCUGGCGUACCAGCGCAUCUACGUCACAGCGCGGGAACACGCCCGACAGAUCAGCAUGCUGCAGCGGGCCGGAGGAGCGGGGAACGCGGACAGUGCAGACCACCAACGCAACCACCGCAUGCGCACCGAGACCAAGGCAGCCAAGACUCUGUGCAUCAUUAUGGGCUGCUUCUGCCUGUGCUGGGCCCCUUUCUUCAUCACGAAUGUGGUGGACCCCUUCAUAGACUACAGUGUUCCUGAGCAGCUGUGGGCAGCCUGCCUCUGGCUGGGCUACAUCAACUCCAUGCUCAACCCCAUCCUUUACGCCUUCCUCAACAAGUCCUUUCGCCGUGCCUUCCUCAUCAUCCUCUGCUGCGGACACAAGCGCUACCGCCGACCUUCCAUCCUGGGCCCUGGACCGACCUGCACGGCCACGCAGAUCAACGGCUCGACACACGUCCUGAACGGCUGCUCCUCUGCCUCCAAACUGCUCCUCUGGUUCUGCAACACUAGGCCUGUUCCUGUCUAGUGCUGUGUGGGGAGUUUUCAAGUAUUCAGCUCUUCACAAUGGAAAGCACACUGAACAGGAGAAACUCUCAAUACAGAACGACACAGAGUCCCAGGAGUCAUGUUUCUGACACAGGCCACCCUCUAAUGAGGAGCAUGACUGGAAGGUGAUAUUUCUCACCGCCCUGCCUGCAGCUCAGACCCGACCAGAGCCGUUCACGAGUCGAGGACAGGGAGCUGGACUGAACUGUUUGCUCAAAGAGCUGCUGAACAAUGAGGGAAAGGGCAAUGUUGCCAAAGGUAUCUGGUCUGUAUUUUAGGAUACAAAUUUCCACUGCAAAGGAAUGUUGGUAAGGGUUAUCCCAAUGUGUUUGUUUCCUUUUUGGUUCUCCUGGGAAUACGACUUCCAAACCAAAAACACAUCUUUCAAGCUUUAUCCAGAGCGGCUUCUAUUAGCUCUACAGUCAGGAUAACACUUCCUGAAAGGUACGGCACGAAUGCUGAAUAGCUAAGAUGACACUCUAUUAAAAGAAAGAUUUAUUUUUUUGUUCUAUAAAUGAAAAAGUAAAUUCACAAAUUCACACCACAGUAUUAAGAGGUAGAGCUGGGAGCAUUGCUGAGCGAUUUCUCCAAUUUUUUUAUAUAUAUAUCUUUUUUUUUAUUGUUUCAAUGAAUUCUCAAAUCAAUAGAUAUAAUAUAGCACUGUCACAUGAAUUUAAUAUGUAAAGUGUUAAAGACAACAGGCCUUUUCUUGUUUCCAAGACAAUUCCAGCAUCUAUGUGCACAUUUUUUAAAUUCAACACAAGUAAUUUUACAGAACAUUUCUAUUAAUACAGCCUAUUUCAAAAAUGUAUGGAAGCCUGUUUCCGCCACUGGAUUAAAAAAAAAAAGUAAUUGUGAAUUUUAAUCUCACAAUACUGACUUUUUUUUCUCAGAACUGUGUGAUAGAAACUCGCUAUUGCAAGAAAAAAACUGAGAAUUGCUAAAUUUAAACUCGCAACUUUAUAUUUCGCAAUUCUGACUUUAUAACACACAAAUGCAAGUUAUUAAGUCAGUAUUGUGAUAUAUAAACUUGCAAUUGAAAGAAAAUAUCAGUGAUUUUGCCACUCAGAAUUGGACUUUGUAACUCACAAUUGUGAAUUUACGUCUCACAAUUCUCAGAAAAGAAGUCAGAAUUGCGAGAAAAAAGUCAGAAUUGCGAGAUACAAACUUGCAAUUUAUCUACUCGCAGUUUGUAUCACGGAAUUCUCAGAAAAAAGUCAGAAUUGCGAGUUCAUAUCUCACAUUUCUAACAUUAUUCCUCAGAAUUUUAUAACACACAGUUGCAACAUUAUAUCCAGUAAUUCUGAUGUUAUAACUCACAAUUGCAAGUUUAUAUAUCACAGUUCUUCGAAAAAAAAGUCAGAAUUUAAGAUAAAAAGUCAAAAAAAAAUUCUUAUUAAGUGGCAGAAAAAGACUUCCAUAAAUAUAUGCCCCAAAAUUGUUUAAAAUGAUUUAAUACAAACAUAGCUUUUUAAACUUUUUUAGAUUCAAAUGAUUCAUCCUUAUGCAAAGGAUUCUGACAGGAAAUUAACUUUUGUUUUCUUCUACCCAUGAAAUCUGGCUAAACGAAAUCAUAAUGUGUCCAUUAUCUUAUUAUGAACUGAAAUCUCAUUUAUGUUCUAUAAGACUUCUGAAGCUCUUUGGGGAAUGAGAUGUACUGCUCACAGGCUAGUUGAUGUAAUUUGGCUCCUCUCUGAAUAUGACAGAUGUCUCAGACUCACGGGUGACUGUUCUCAGUCAGGUCAGAUCUGCGCUUCACAUGCAUCACUAAACGCAGCCAUUUCCACAAUAGUUUCCAGUGCGAGGAUCUCCUCUGACGUGAUGCCUGCUGACUGAGAACGUGUCAGGCCACUCUAAACAAAAGCUUUGCUGACAGCAACCAGGGCCAGUUCUCCAAGAUGCUGUGUCUUAAAAUGUUUUAGCUUUAGUAAAGAUGACCAUCGCUUACCGCAAGACUGAAAUGUUUGAAAAGACAUGACCUGAAGUUGUUCUUGCAAAAGUUCUUAAAGGGGUAGUUCAUCCAAUGAUGACAAUUUACUUUUGUUAUUUAUUCACCCUCAUGUUAUUUCAAACUGUAUUUCUUGUGUUAUAUUCAAAAUCCUUUAAGUGAAUAGCAACUUAAGGUACGAUCUCAUUUAUUGUUGUGCAGUAAAUUUUUGCAGGCGAAAUCCAGUCAUUUAAAUAGGAAUCCACACAGUUGAGAAUUUCACAUAAAGAUAAAAGAUUUUCCACACAGAUUUUGCAUCGGGUUUAAAGUUGGUCAAACAAAUUUGCCACAUUGACCAAUAGAAAUCUGCUUGGUUUGAAAGUGACUUCUAUAUGAGCUGUGCUUCAAACAUUUCUACACUGUUGAAAAUAGACAGCUUUUUACCGGCAAAAUUUUACCUGAAUUUCUGGAUUGGAAAUAUUUUAAUAUGAGGAAAUACAGCAUUUUUUUUAUUGCUUACUUAUGAAGUUUGACAUGCUGAAUACAAAAAUCACAUUAUUUUUUAUGUAUAAUUAACAUUGCUCAUGAAAACUAAAAGAAAAAAUGUUGACAUCUUAUUCAAGCUAAUCUGCUAUUACUCGAGUAUAAAAAUGACAUGGUACAUGAAUAAUAACAGUUUAACAUAAACAUUUAGAUUUUUUGUCUUUUAUAACUAGUCCCAUAAUGUUUUGGAAUGUUCCUGAAAGAUUAGAAUAUCACAGAAAGUUACAGAAUGUUACAGAAACUUCCUUGCAAAAGCAAAAUACCUUUAAAAAAAAAACCUUCCAAAAUAACUACAAAAACUUAUCUGUACCAAACCAAUGCUUCAUAAUUAAUGAGUUCUAAAAUUAGCCUAACCUAAAUAUUUACCAAAAUAUUGAUGCUACAUGAAAAUAAAUAGUACAAUAAUAAUUAGCACCACAGAAUUACAGGAGAACCAAUUUUUUUUUUUUUUUUUUUUUUUAAUUAAUUAAGUGAAUCAAAUUUUUGUUACAUUGCGAUAUUCUCCUUUCAUUUUUUAUGGAAGAAAUGAAGUCCAGUUUUGGAGUGACAUGAGGUUGAGUAAAUAAAGACAGAAUUUGUAUUUUUUGGUGAAUUAUCCCUUUAAGAAUAUGUCACGUGAAUGAUUACAAGGAGAGGAAAUACAGCUGCUGCAGAAUUUUGUCUUGAGAAAACAAAUCUCAUGGAAAAACCAUGCAGAUGAAUUUUUGUUCCUUGACAUUUCUAACUAAAACCUCCCAAAGCAGUGAUGUGGCAUACUAAAGCUCGCUUCCAGACCCGAGGACCCCAAUAAACACGCUCCUCAGAGAGCCUGGAUAUAGCAGAACUGACCCAGAACAAUCUCCAUCCCUCAUUCCAGCACUUACCAGUCUGCUGAAGCGUGCCUCUGCCUAAAAUGAAUUACCUUCGGGGAACAGCAAUUGUUUGAAUUGAUCUUUGAGAUGUAAAUAUUUUUAAACAACUAUGUUUUAUGUGUCAGCCAUCAGAAAAACAGAUUUGGUCUUAAUUGCUAUUUUGCAGGGAUGUACUGACGGCGACACACGUACAACACUAAAAAUGAAACAUGUACAGCUCAGCACUGUCCUCGUGCAUUCGUUUCCUGAUAUUAAAAUGUAAACCUCUCCUGCAAAUAAAGCACUUGUUGCACUUUUACAAUACGAAGAUUAUUGCAUCCACAAGUCGUUCAGUAUUCUGGUCACGAACAUGUUAUCGCAGACCAAACCAAUAUCAUAUGAGGAAUAUGAAAGUUGACGAAUGAAUUUGACUCUCGUGAUCAGUUUUGAUAAGUGUAAUCAUUCCACCGUGGUGACAUGAUGAAGGAACAAAUAAGACACUAAGAUUUGAUCAACCAAUGGCUUUAUUUGUUCCAAUGCGAUCAGAGCUAGCUACAUUACCUAGCUCCAUGCCCACUUCAGCUUCUUUUCACAUCUUCUCAUGUUUUAUCAACCGAUAUUUAAUUUCUAAAGGUAGAGCUUAGUUUGAUUUUAUUGUACAUAGGAAUAUAUUUUUAUGCAAAUGAUUUGAUAGUGGUCCGUGUGUUCCUUUAAAUGCUUUAGUCGAAUGCGUUUCUUCUUCCAGUCUGGUGUAUCAGCGAACGCUGGCCAUGAAUCUAGCGUGUCAUUGGAAGCAAUGUCUGGAUAAGUUGUAUGCCAGGCUACUUGUUUUUUUGUUGUUUUUUUUACAAUCAAACAUGUACAUGGCCGUGCCUUCACAGCUAUCUUACAGAUGUACAGAGCAUUGUGAAAUUGUGCAAAUUCAUGCUGGUAGUGGUUGAAAAUGUUUCCUUUUAAGAGGUUAUAAAGUACAAUCAAAGGCAAACCAGCCGCCCGCAGGCAUCUGAUGAGUUAUAAUGUCCAAACUAUUUAAUUUGUACACUUUGAAUUAUGUAGCACCUUUUAAUUCUGAGGUAAUUUGCCAUUAUCUAACAGUAUGCGGUUUUGUUGGGCGAACAACUUGCACAAUUUCCCAUCUGUGUUCUUUGGAUGUCAUUAUGUUGUUUAAAGAUGGAGAUUUUGCAACGGUUGAAGCUUAGCAACCGUGAGCAGAAAACAGGAAAUGCAUGCUGUUUUGAGCGCCGAUGGAUGUGGAAGGAAGGAUUUGGGGAAAUUCUGGUACUCCGUAGCCAUGACAGAACCAAAAACACUCCUACAUGAGCCAUGAGUUAUUGCUUUGAAAAGAUUUGCUUUAGAAAUAACUCUCCCUGAACCUGAUUCCCGGCCCUGAAAGCUCACAUAUAAAGCGUGAUCGAACACCUCGAGGCCCUGAGCGCAGAAGUUCUAAGCAUGAAUGUGUUGUAAAUCUCCCAACAAGUUGUAGAUCUUUUGUAAACUCAGUAUUUAUUUUGGUGGAUUUCAGAUUGAUAUUUUCAUGUAAGGCUUCUCUUUCAGGGAGCUAUGUGUAUUACUUUUUCUGUUGCUAUGUGACAGCUCUAAAAAAUAAUAAUUAAAGACUAUGAGAUGUUAUUAA
This is a messenger RNA of Cyprinus carpio (common carp), 6564 nucleotides long. Its product is annotated as 5-hydroxytryptamine receptor 4-like. The record is from RefSeq and is a predicted model, not a curated record. Lineage: Eukaryota; Metazoa; Chordata; Actinopteri; Cypriniformes; Cyprinidae. Gene Ontology annotation, molecular function: G protein-coupled serotonin receptor activity. Gene Ontology annotation, cellular component: plasma membrane. Gene Ontology annotation, biological process: regulation of appetite; chemical synaptic transmission; adenylate cyclase-activating adrenergic receptor signaling pathway.